This is a messenger RNA of Schistocerca piceifrons (Central American locust), 1889 nucleotides long. Its product is annotated as dihydropyrimidinase-like. The coding region runs from base 60 to 1514 and encodes 484 amino acids. Gene Ontology annotation, cellular component: cytoplasm; cytosol. Gene Ontology annotation, molecular function: dihydropyrimidinase activity. Lineage: Eukaryota; Metazoa; Arthropoda; Insecta; Orthoptera; Acrididae. The transcript has 12 exons. The record is from RefSeq and is a predicted model, not a curated record. Gene Ontology annotation, biological process: pyrimidine nucleobase catabolic process.
UCGCUUUGGGCACAUAUCGGUUUUUACUGUGAUCGGUUCUGAACGUCCUGCACUUCAUAAUGGAGAAUUCCCAGAACAGGAUACUUAUCAAACAUGGGAAGAUUGUCAAUGUGGAUUCUGUGAUAGAUGGAGAUGUUUACAUUGAAGGUGGAGUAAUAAAGCAAGUUGGCAGCAAUCUGACCGUUCCUGGUGGUACGAGAAUAAUUGAUGCUCGUGGAAAGUAUGUGAUACCUGGUGGCAUCGAUCCCCACACACACCUAGAAUUUCAGUUUAUGGAUGCAGUAACGGUUGAUGAUUUCUACCGAGGCACAAAGGCUGCUAUAGCUGGAGGAACUACUAUGAUAAUUGAUUUUGCUGUGCCCAAGAAAGGCCAGUCACUUCUUGAAAUCUACCAGAAAUACAGAAAGUUAGCAGAUAGAAAAGUCUGUUGUGACUACGGCCUACACGUCGGAGUCACCUGGUGGUCGGACAAGGUUAGAGAAGAAAUGGAACUUCUUUGUAAACAUCAUGGAAUAAACUCUUUCAAAACAUUUAUGGCUUACAAAGAUUUUUUUAUGGUGGAUGAUUCCGAAUUAUUUGAAAUAUUCAAAAGAUGCAACGAACUUGGAGCAGUAGCACUAGUUCACGCCGAAAAUGGUUCCAUCAUAGCUAAGAAAGCACAACAGUUGUUAGCUGCUGGCAUUACUGGUCCUGAGGGGCACCAGCUAUCAAGGCCAGAACCAAUUGAAGCAGAAGCCGUUGGAAGGGCAUGUGUCAUUGCAAACCAGGUGAACUGCCCGCUGUACGUGGUGCACGUAAUGAGCAAGCCUGCAGCGGACGCACUGGCCCACGCGCGCAGCAUCGCCUCUGCUACCGGGGGGAGCCCAGUGUUUGGAGAGACGCUGGCGGCUGCCCUGGGCUCUGACGGCAAGCAGUGCCUCCACAGGUGCUGGUACCACGCCGCGGCGCACAUCGUCAGCCCCCCGCUAUCUCCUGACGUCACUGCCAAGAGCUACCUCAUUCGUCUGCUGGCAGAAGACAAACUGCAGCUUGUUGGCAGCGACAACUGUACAUUCAGUGAGGACCAGAAAGCUCUGGGUAAAGACGAUUUCACCAAAAUUCCAAAUGGUGUGAAUGGUGUUGAAGACAGGAUGUCGGUAGUGUGGGAGAAGGGUGUGCACUCUGGUGUCAUGGACGUAAGACGUUUUGUUGCUGUCACCAGCACAAAUGCUGCAAAAAUAUUUAACAUUUAUCCUAAGAAGGGAUGUAUCGCUGUUGGUUCUGAUGCUGACAUUGUUGUUUGGGAUCCAGCGAAGACAAGAGUUAUUUCUGCUAAAACUCAUAAUCAGGCUGUUGAAUUCAACAUUUUUGAGGGAAUGGAAUGUCAUGGUGUUCCAGAAUAUGUAAUAGUUAAUGGGAGAGUGUGUGUUGAUGCAGGUGUUUUGAAGGCUGUUCAAGGUUUUGGAAAGUUUGUUCCAACACCAGUGUAUUCAGAAUAUGUAUAUGAGAAGGUGAAACAAGCCAAACGGACCUAGACGACAUCACAAAGAAGUUCUCUGUGGGAGUGAAGACCCCCUCUUGCAGGUAGCCAUCGGGUGGGUUUCGAUAAAGCGUCGCCUGGCAGCUGAAGUUCGUCUAUGAGGUGCGGCAGCGACUGAUAACCUUUCAGAUACUUUUCGUGAAUAAUUGUACGCCACUGCUUUUUAAAAUUUUAAAUUGUAAAGAGAUGUUCUAGCUAUAUCUAGCUCCAGCUGUGCUACAGAAGAAGGAAGUGUAAGUUGAUUACUGUAAGGGUACAUUUCAAUAGUGGCCACUUGAAGAUAAGUCUAAUAUGGCUGGUUUUGUAAUAAAUGUUGUUAAUAGUCUGUCCAAAAGUAUUGUACCAAUUACAAGAUCACUAUUCUAACUUA